GGAAAAGCCUUUUAAAAUACUCUGUCCAAGAAACUAUUAAAAAAAUAUAAAAUGGAUAAUAAUAUAUUUUACAUGCAUUUUUUGUUUCAGAAAUAAUUUUUAUGCAGUCUUGAAUCAUACGACCAAGCAUUAUCAUAAUGGACAGUAAUUGCCCCGAGUCUACUUGCAAAUUCCGGGCAUUUUUCGGCAAUCGCUCGCUUCAAUUGGAUGAGUUGUCGUUGGUAUUGUUCUCAAUUAAUUGUUCCAGACGGUUUUAGAAGCUCAUAACACAGCCUACUUUUCUGAUCCCACCAUGGCGUCAUGCAUAUUCGGCUUUGCCGCUGAUUUGGCUGCUUGGCCAAAUUUCAUAAAUGAUUAAAGAAGUGUUGUUUACGCUUCCAAUGAAUGAUAUACACUGAAAGAGACGCGCAAGGACAAUAGCUUUCCAAAGCAUGUUCGAAAUAUUGUAACAAUGGAAUAAUAAUCAAGUUACGCCAAUGCCAUAGUUAUGGACCCAAUCGAUCGAUAUCAUCUUAAAAUCAUCAAAAUGAGGACUCUCAUAAAUUGUAUAUUUUACACUAAACACUCGUUUAUUGAUCAACACUCCUUCUCACAUCUCCAAAUUUUUCAUAGUAUAAGUAAUAUUAAAAUAAUUAUUAGACGGUUUCUACAGUAUUUCUUAGACAGGCAAUUAAUUAUUUUCACAUUAAGAGAGCAUUUGUACAUUUAUUACACUUUACUCUGUUAUACAAAUAUAUAAUAGUUACAAGAAAUGAAUGAAGCUUUAUAAAUACUACUUAUUUAUCAUAUUAUAUUUGCUUAUUUCGAAACAUUUAUUAAAAGAUAGAUGAGUGCAACUUGCCCUCUUGCUUUUCUCUACUCAUAUAUACUCGCCUGAUUGAUCGUGAACACAAAGAGAGUAAUACGUUCGCAACCAUACAAGCUAAUAAAAAUUCUUUACACCCAUUGAAGAGCUAUGUUCCCCCUGCACGACACGAUUGCAAUAAUCAUUAAUUUGAUAAGGCAUUGCAAUAACAGCUAUUUAAUUUAGAUAACUCAACUAUAAAAUGUAAAGCAAUUUAAGCGAAAGUCACAUUGCAUCUUUUCUUCGCCUAAAGUGUGAACGUACACUAACGAAACACGGCAUAUAGAAAAUUUUCAUUUCAGAAACUGUAUUAAAAUGGCAAAUAACGAGAAAAGUGAGGAUCAUCUCAAUAUCCCGGAAUGGUUGAAUGAGUCAUUCUUCAAAAAUAUUCUAAAACAAGUUGAAGCAGAAAACACGACGGUGACCAAUUUAGAGCUGAAACCGGGAACAUUGAAAAACGAUAACUACGCCAGUAUUUUGUACCGAGCUAAAGUCAACUACAGGUUGCAGUCGCAGCCAAAUCAGGAGAAGAUCUCCUCGUUCAUAUUAAAAGUCAAACCUUUCGUGGAAGGCUUCAAGAAGGAUAUGCUAGGCAAUUUGAGUUUAUUCCAAACUGAAAUACUCAUGUAUGCUAAAGUGUUGCCAAAUAUCGAGAAGGUGCUGAGGCAAUAUGGCGACCAGACCAUUUUGGCACCAAGCCUUAUCGACUACAGCAGUUCCACACCGACAUAUUUGGUUUUUGAAGAUUUAACGCUCCAAGGUUACACCACAAUUGGAUCACGGCAUAUCGAUUUGGAUGAAGGGAAAAUUGCGCUACUCAAACUAGCGAAACUGCAUGCGAUCAGCUACAAAUUGUACAAAGAGGAGGAAGAUGCGGUCAUGACUUCUUUGGAUAAAGGCUCAAUGAAUUCUGUUGACCCUGAAAAUUUUCCAUUUGUUAAGCAUGGCAUUAGAUUGCUCAAGGAAGUGCUAAGCGAACACGAUGACCUAAAACAAUUUGUGUUACACAUUGAGUCAGUCGAACAUUUACUACUGCCAAAGUCUCUCGAGUUGUUUAACCAGGCCAGUAGUGGUAAACGAGAUGGCAUUUUAGUGGUCAACCAUGGUGAUUUUCAUUUGAAGAAUAUGAUGAUCCAAAAUGUUAAUGGCAAACUGACUGAUCUUAUGCUGCUUGAUUAUCAGAUAAGCAUAUUUGGGUCGCCGGCGAUUGAUCUGCAUUAUGCGUUCACUAUGAUGUUUAGCCCCGAAAUGCGGCGUGAUCACUACGAUGAGCUUCUUAAUUUUUAUAUCACCAAUUUUCAGGAGACACUGCUCAAAACAGAAUACAAAGGUCAUAUACCAGCGGAUAUGGAAAUUCGACAUGAAUUGAAACAGCAUAAAUAUUGGGAACUGUUUUUAUUCCUAACUUUCCUGACAAUCAACUAUGCAUUGGCUGAUGCGGAUGCAGACCUUGCAGGGGUGAUCGAAAAUCCGGUGGUACAAAAAAAAGCAUUAGAAAACCCAAAACUACUGGAGGAGUUACGAGAGCUGUUGCCGAGAUUUCUACAAAAUGGUUAUUUCGAAUUAUAGUAAUGCAUAAAAUGAUAAUACUCUUAAAAAUUAUUAUUGCUAUAUUGUGUGCCAUUAUUAAUCAUUGCUCUUGUGUACUUUUACAUAAAAAAUUACAAUAUUGGUAUAAUGCCAAUAAUUAUUUGAAAAACGUAUUCAAA
Messenger RNA from Bactrocera oleae (olive fruit fly), 2553 nucleotides. RefSeq lists its product as uncharacterized. The record is from RefSeq and is a predicted model, not a curated record. Lineage: Eukaryota; Metazoa; Arthropoda; Insecta; Diptera; Tephritidae.